AUUUCUUCUGAGUCAUGUAACAGACACACCUGUUCAUUAAAGCAGGACUGAAACUUAGAUGCUCUGAAAAUGUCACCACUUGUUGCGCAUCAUCGCUGGAUGUUGGUUUUGAAGAUAUUUAUCUUCUUUGUGGGGUUUGUGUUCCAGAACUUCUUUUGUGAUGCUACAAAUGGGAGUUGGAUCAAAGACAUUCUGUUUAUCAGACCUGAUACUCCAGAUCAGACAAACACUGCGCGUUUCCCAUCAGAGGUCAUCUUUCAAGAGGAGAAUAAAACUAAGCUGUGUUUUAACAUCCAGGCAAACAAAACAUCCGCAGACUGUUGCAGGAAUAAUUUCAACUGCAGCACAACAACAAUUUGGAACACCAGCACACUUUACAAUCUGCAUCUAUCUGAAAUGUCUCUACAAAACCAUGAUGUUGUAUUGCUGCUGAACCCGUCUUACAAUUUCUCAUGUUUGCCGUCAAUGUUCUACAUUUCAACAGGUUUUAUCCUAAAUCUUCACAGGUGCUUAAAACCAGGUGGGAAGAAUAUCAGACUGAGUAAAGAGGGUCUAUGUGGACAAAAUCUGAUCUCGGAAGAACAACAAUGUCACGGUUCAAAAAAGACUGAAUAUAUUGUUCAAAUAAAACAAUGCACAAGACGUGUAAAGUGUGACCUCCCAGGGAAGCCGGCAGAGACAACCAUGACCUUAAAUGCUUCAGACACACCUAUAAAUCCAGCGAAAGCAGCGGAUAUCAUGAAAGAUCUUUCCUCAAAACUGAGUUUGAUGGGCAAUGCAAGCACAGCAGAGAUCAAAAUGGGAAAUGUCACUGGGGUGAUUGCUAAACUGCCAAAAAAGAAUCACACAAGCAUGAGCUUUGGUUUCACAUCAGGUCGGAAUGUAAAUAUUCUUCAGAAAAAUGAUGUGGUGAUGGACUUCUCUAAAAGUGUUUACCUUCCUGAGGAAGCCAGUGAAAUGGCAGUUGAAAACAACGGAUCAUUUGCUGGAGUUUUGCUUUUUCCAGAUAUUCCUCAGAUUGACCAGAAUCAUUCCUUUUUCAAAAACGAAAUGCUGGGGGUGGAAAUGGGAGCAAGCAUAUUUAAUCUCUCACAAACCAUCGACAUUCAGUUCACUAAUGUGAACACGACUGGAUUUAAUGCCACUUGUAUAUCAUGGGGUGGAAAAACUGAUAAUGGGACUGAAGCAAACUGGACCACAGAGGGCUGUCUGACAUUAGAAGUCAAUGGCAGUAUUAAAUGCAGUUGCUCUCAUCUUACAUUUUUUGCUAUUCUCAUGUCAUCAUUGCCUGUUGGCAAAGAUGGUAAUAAUUCUACUGGAAUUAUAAGUUCAUCUGAUUUGAAAACCCUGACCAAAAUCACAAAGGCUGGCUGUGGUAUAUCCUUGUUCUUCUUGGGCGUGGCUCUCUUCAUGCAUUUUCUGGUCAGGAAAAAUAAAGCCAGUGAGGCUGUAAAGAUCCUCAUGAAUCUCUUCGUCGCCUUGUUCCUCCUGAACCUUUGCUUCUUGGUAAAUGAGUCAAUUGCUAAACUGAAGGUCUCAGCAGCUUGUGUGGCGAUGGCAGCGGCUCUGCACUACAGCAUGCUGGCCACAUUCACAUGGUUCUUCAUACAGGCCUUGCACCUGUACUUCAAUCUACACCAGAUCUCCACAGACAUCAGAUAUUACAUGUGUAAGAUUUGCAGCACAGGAUGGGUUGUUCCAGCUGUGUUCGUUGUUGGACUUCUCGCUUCGAGCAAAUAUGAUUUAAUCGAAGUUUUUGGUGACAAUGGAACCUCUGUAUCUAUGUGCUGGAUCCCUGAUUCUACAAUCCACAGUGGAGUGAACAUUGGUUACUAUAGCAUUGUGUUCAUCUUCACCUUAACAGUUUUUAUAGUAACUGUUGUGCAGAUCAAACACUUUUCGUCCAAGAAAGCAAAAAACCAAGACAACAUCUCCACCAAGAAAAGAAUUUUCUCUCUUCUGGGUCUUUUCUGCCUCUUGGGCAUCACCUGGGGAUUUGCUUUUUUCAGCUAUGGCCCUCUGCUCCUUCCCUCCUACUACAUCUUCACCAUCCUUAACUCCUUUCAAGGAUUUUUCCUGUUCGUCUACUACUACUUUUCAAGCAGGGUGCUUAUAGACAACACAAAACAAUCCAAAAGCAGCAGUGGGACCACCGAAAAUGUGAGCACGUCAUCUACCCAUGGAUAAGUUACUCAUUCCCGCAUCCUUGGUUUCUCUUACUAGUAGUGAUUUAUUGUAUAUAGAAAACUGAAAUUGUCAUUUGAAAAGUUAAAGAAAACUUGUUGAGUUAAUUGGGUUUUAAUCACAGUUCUAGAAAUAAAACUUCAAAACAUUUUCUGAUGAACUUUGAAGAGUGAACACAUAUUUCCAGGUCAAGGUGUCCCAAUAAAUUUAGACCUUAAAGACUCAGAAUAUUUCUUUGUAAAGAAUCUUAUCUUGUCUUUCAAGUGAGUUGUACAAGUUGUGAAAAGGUUGUUUAUAUGGAACCUCUGAAGACACCAAAAUAGAAAAAUUAAUUAUGCCUAAUAUUUGUUUAAGUAAUCAACAAGAGUGGUAUGGGAGACAAAUUAUGGUCUUGAAAAUGUAUUCACUGAGUUACAGAUUGUUGGAAUCUAAAUGUCAUUUUCAAUAAACUGCUUACUAUA
Poeciliopsis prolifica (blackstripe livebearer) is the source of this 2645-nucleotide messenger RNA. Its product is annotated as adhesion G-protein coupled receptor G2-like. Gene Ontology annotation, biological process: adenylate cyclase-activating G protein-coupled receptor signaling pathway; cell surface receptor signaling pathway. The transcript has 17 exons. Lineage: Eukaryota; Metazoa; Chordata; Actinopteri; Cyprinodontiformes; Poeciliidae. Gene Ontology annotation, cellular component: membrane. The record is from RefSeq and is a predicted model, not a curated record. Gene Ontology annotation, molecular function: G protein-coupled receptor activity. Bases 70 to 2187 code for a protein of 705 amino acids.